Molecule: messenger RNA, 2144 nt
Organism: Vigna radiata var. radiata (mung bean)
Lineage: Eukaryota; Viridiplantae; Streptophyta; Magnoliopsida; Fabales; Fabaceae
Product: mitogen-activated protein kinase kinase kinase 17-like
Exons: 1
Coding region: 837-2144 (435 amino acids)
Biological process (GO): protein phosphorylation
Molecular function (GO): ATP binding; protein kinase activity
Source: RefSeq, a predicted model, not a curated record
UCAAUAUAAUUCGCAAUAACCAAUUCACCAUAUCUAAUGCUUUCCGUUUCAUACAGUAUAUUCCAGAUGCUGGUAUCAAUCCAAGGAUUGAAGCAUUGUUCGGCACAACACAAGCCAUCUAUAUUUGACAGCAGGGACCAUUACAUUGUUUAAUGUUUACUAGCGACAGAUGGAGCUUCACACAGAAAUUGAGGCGCAUCUUUUUAUCUUUCCUUGGUGGGUCCUCAAAGAUAUAACAAAACAUUUUUAACAAUGGCCCUAAACCACCUCAUCAUUCACCAAGCACGCUCACUCACUAACACCGCAAUCUCUGGCUCACCAUGAAGCACGUGCCAGCAUGUGCACCGCCACCUUAAAACCUAGCUAACUCAUCCAUCAACUCAUCAUUCAUCUAUUCAUGCCUGUCUAAAGCCAGGUAACACACAGCCACAGCCAUAGCCUGGCCGGCCAACAACACCAUCCCUUUGACACGUGGACCUCUCCCAUCACAAGAUCGUGAAAGGACAAGACGGCGGCCGUCCAUUGGACACAAGCAAAAAAGUGCAAUGCAAACAAAAAUUAAACCCUUUCCACAUCAUCAUUACUUCUUUUCUUACCCUCUGCGUUAAGCCAACCACAACACACCAAACCCCUUUACCUUAACCUUCCCACAAAUAUAUGUAUAUAUAUAUAUAUAUAUAUAUAUAAAUCUUCAAUUUCAGAAACUUAUCUCCCAACUACAUCCCACUUCAAACCACACUAUAAUACUAUAAUUAACAUCAUUCACUCCCUUCUCAUCUUAAACUCCCUCACAGCUAUACUGUCACAAGUUAAAGAUUAAACUUUUCGACAUCUUCAUGGACUGGACUCGAGGCCACAUGCUCGGCCGUGGUUCCACCGCGGCCGUCUACAUCGCCGAGUCCCGCCGAUCCGGUCAAGUCUUUGCCGUCAAGUCGGCAGAGCUACACCGGUCGGAAUUCCUCCAAAGGGAGGAGAUGAUUCUUUCCACUCUCAAGUGUCCUCAUAUUGUUGCGUACCAAGGUUUUGACACCACGUUUGAGAACGGUGUUUACUGGUUCAACAUGUUCAUGGAAUACGCGCCUCACGGGACGCUGGCAGAGCGCGGUGGUGGCAUGGACGAAGCGGUGGUGGGAUCCUAUACCCGCCAAAUUCUGCAGGGGCUGCACUACCUCCACUCCAGUGGGAUAGUGCAUUGCGACGUGAAGGGGCAGAAUGUGUUGGUGACGGAGAAGGGAGUGAAAAUUGCGGACUUGGGCUGUGCUCGGAGGGUGGGGGAGGUGUCGGUCAUCGCCGGCACGCCGGCGUUCAUGUCUCCUGAGGUAGCGCGUGGGGAGCAGCAGGGGUUCCCUGCUGACGUGUGGGCUCUGGGGUGCACAGUGCUGGAGAUGAUCACCGGGAAGCCACCGUGGCACGGCGGCGGAGACCCGGCGGGAGUGGUUUACAGGAUCGGAUUCUCCGAUGAGUUGCCUGAGAUUCCUAGCUGUGUGUCAGAGCAGGGGAGGGACUUUUUGGGAAAGUGUUUGAGGAGGGACCCGAAUGAGAGGUGGUCGGUGGAGGAGCUUCUUGGACACGGUUUUGUUAAGGAAUGCACGGAAUUGAAGUUGCUUUUGUUGGAUUCAGACACUCCCACUGGUGUGUUGGAACGAGGAUUUUGGGAUUCCUUGGAGACAACCGAGCAUGGAGCACGUGAUUGUCCCUCUCCUACGGACAGAAUUCGUAGUUUGUUUUCGGAUGAACCCCUUUGGGUAUGGAAAAACGAUGAUGAUAAUGAUGAUGAGCAAUGGGUGACGGUGAGGAGCAAUGAGUUCCAUGAAGAAUUAUCCUUUCACAAAACAGACACUACUUUUAAUAUGGUUAGUGAUGAGGAAACCGGAUUCGUUACUUUAUGUGAACCUAAAAUUGUAGUAGAAUUUAGUAGAUGGAAUGCUAUCACUUGUGAUGAUUGUUAUCUUAGAGGCAGAAACUGUGAUUGUCGCUGCAGAGAAUCAUUAUUGUCAGUUUGUGUGUCUGUAGUGAUUGUUCUCCAUGAAAAAUUCGAUUCUCCUCAGAUGGGAAUUUUUAUUUUUAUCAUGCAUUGCUUUCUGUUACUGUUCUCUCUGUCUCUCUCUAUUUCAACGCUUUUCAUUUUCAUCACUAUAAUAUAA